Messenger RNA from Nasonia vitripennis (jewel wasp), 1994 nucleotides. RefSeq names its product glucose-methanol-choline (gmc) oxidoreductase. The transcript has 9 exons. Gene Ontology annotation, molecular function: ecdysone oxidase activity; flavin adenine dinucleotide binding. The record is from RefSeq and is marked provisional. NCBI's taxonomy places the organism in Eukaryota, Metazoa, Arthropoda, Insecta, Hymenoptera, Pteromalidae. Bases 95 to 1876 code for a protein of 593 amino acids.
AUUGUUUCGAAUUCGAGUCGCGAUGCACGACAAUAAUAUAACCUAGCCGGCUUAUUGGAAUGUUGUUGAUUUUGAAAUCGAAUACUCAAAUAAAAUGGUCUCACUCAAGUUCCUUUGCUUUGUUAUUAACAGUGUAGCUGUUACAUUUUUCAUGUAUUACCUCAAUAUCUCCUACUUGUAUCAUUUUUACGAAGACUGGCUCUUCUGCGACUUCAAGAACUCUUCGAAAUACGACUAUAUCAUUGUUGGAGCUGGAAGCGCAGGAUCGAUACUGGCCAAGAGAUUAGCUGAUGCUGGAGCCAAUAUACUACUGGUUGAAGCUGGUGGCGUACCCAGCUAUUUUUUCAACAUUCCAAUCCUCACGCCUCUGUUUUUAAAUACCGUCUAUGACUGGCAGUACGUAACUGUUCCUCAAGAAAAUGCUUGCAAAGGCUUGAUCAACAAUCAAAGUGCAUGGCCAGCGGGAAGAAUUUUAGGUGGAUCAAGCAGACUCAAUAACAUGAUCUAUGUCAGAGGUCAUCCCAAAGACUACGACCCUUGGUUCUUAGAUUACGAAGAUCCAACUGUUGGAAAUGGAGGUCCAUUGUAUGUAAAUGAUCAGACUUUGCAUUCAGAGCUGUCUGAUGCAAUACUGAAAGGUGUGAGACAAUUGUUGUAUCCCAUUGGAAAUAUUAAUGAAGAAUUAUCGACAGGCUUCAUGAAAGUACAACUGACAAUUAAGGAUGGAGAACGUUGGAGUACAGAUAGAAUUUUGUACGGAAACAGAAAAAAAAGACUGCGGAUCAUGAUAAACUCAUUAGUUCAUAAGAUUCUAUUUCAAGGGAGCAAAGCAGUAGGGAUACAAUUUUCAAGACAGAGACAGACAUUCAAAGCACUUGCAAGCAAGGGUGUGAUAGUAAGUGCUGGAGCUGUUGGUUCACCAAAGUUGUUAAUGUUAUCAGGAGUUGGACCUAAGGAACAUUUAAAUAAUCUGAAAAUACAAACUGUAGCAGAUUUGCCAGUUGGACAUAACCUCAUGGACCACUUAAUUACUGGACUAGAUUUGAUAACACUAAAGAAGAACAUAGCUAUGAGUAUUGUUGACCUGCUCAAUCCUUAUUCAAUGCUAGAGUAUUACUUACACGGCACAGGACCCUGGACAUCAGGAGGAGUAAAUGUACUUGGCACAUUUCAUAGUAAGUUUCAAAAAGAUAUGUUAUCUGAACCAGAUCUCCAGAUAAUGACAUUUCCUGUUGGAAUAUCACAAGACAAUGGAAUCUUGAUGAAAAAAAAUUUAAGAAUCAUUGAUGAAACUUAUGAUGAGUACUUUGCGCCUCUUGCAUACCAGACAACAAUUUCAGUGGCUCCUGUUUUGUUGCAUCCAAAAAGUAAGGGAGAGAUAAGACUGAAAAGUCCAGAUCCAUUUGAUGCUCCUGUAAUUGAUCCAAAAUAUUUGUCAAAUGAAGAGGAUCUACUUAAACUGAUAGAUGGGAUUUAUUUCGUCAAGAAACUAAUCAAGACUGAUGCGAUGAAAAAACUUGGAGCUGAAUUGUACAAAAAACCAUUUCCAGGCUGUGAAAAUAUUGUUUUUGAUACAUUAGAAUAUUGGAAAUGCUAUGUGAGUCAUUUGACAAUGACUACUUAUCAUUUUGCAGGGACUUGCCAAAUGGGCAAUGUAGUUAACUCUGAUUUUGGUGUGUACAAAACAAGUAACUUAUUUGUUGUUGAUGCUUCAGUUUUGCCCAAGCUACCGAGUGGUAAUAUAAAUGCACCUAUCGUAAUGCUUGCGGAGAAAGCUGCUAAAUUGCUCAUUAAGCACUUGAAUAAAGGUACUACUGAAAGACUGCUCAAAUGUAACGUGCAAGAUUUAUUUUCGUUACUCUAUAGUUGUUAUUAAAUAUUGAAGAUUUUUGGGAAUUCUCGAAAACAAUGUGGAAAUUAUAGAGAAAAAAAUGAAAAUGUGAUAUUUUUAUAUGUACUCUUAAAUAAACAAUUUAUUUACCGUUUUCUAGAAA